AUGGAAAAGAACGUCAAGAUGAAGAAGAAGGUAUAUGUCAAUUGAUUUUACUAGUUUAUUUCCCCAUAAACGUUGAAAACCGUCCUUGUAAACUUUCGUCCGGUUGUUUUAGGUUCUUCUGAUGGGCAAGAGUGGCUCUGGGAAAACCAGUAUGCGGUCGAUAAUUUUCGCCAACUAUAUCGCAAGAGACACCAGAAGAUUAGGCGCAACAAGUAAGACGUUCAUUUCCUUAAUUUUUAUUCAUUGGGCUGCGUUUCUUGGCUUGAAUUUUCUUUACUUUCUGGACUGUAUUUUAUACCUAGUCGUGUUGCACAGGAAAGAUCAAUACGCGCUCAAUUUAUCUUUUUAGUCGACGUCGAGCAUUCUCAUGUGCGAUUUCUUGGAAAUUUGGUUCUCAAUCUGUGGGAUUGUGGAGGGUAAGUUAGUUAACUGUUCCAACACAUUUUGCGAGCUUAGAUAUAAGAGAAUCUGAUCCUAGUAAUAUACAGAGAUAUUUCCCUACGUACUGUAGCUAAGCACUUCACAUAUCUAGGGCAAGUCGUUAAGGCUGUUCACAGGUAAGGUUUCCCCAUAAAUUUACUAUGCUUUUAUGUCGUGACUCUAUUCAUGUAAACUAGUUGCAUGAAACAAUAUGAUAUUGCUAAAUGUAUAAUAAUCUGUAUGGGGGCUCUGCAGAAAUCUUGCAGAAUACAAGGGGCUGGAGGGAAUGUGUUUUUUAUCCAAAGGGUACAUUUAGUUGGAAUGUGUUCCAUAAAUUUAACCAUAAAGAUCUGACGAUAGCAAAGGCAAGGAGAACAUCAAAAGCAAAUUAAAUUCAGGGAGCAAAACUACAGCUUUGCAUGUGCAGCAUGCUUUUCUCAAUACAUUUGACAUUUUGUUUGCUGUCCCUGCCCGACUGGGACAUGAAAAUGCUUUAUUUUACAUCCUUUGGAGGAAGUAAACAAGCGACCAUAAAAUUUUCUUUCUCUUUCUGAACUGUGUGGGAUCCUAAUACCACCGUAAUAAAUCGUUACAGUUGUAGGGUACUAAGAAAGUCAGUUUUACAGCUUGUCCUUUGAUAUACCAGCCCCAAAGAAUUUUCGAUGUGUAUAGUCGACUCCUGGUAACUCAAAUCCUCUAUAACUCAAACCUUCCGCUAACUCGAAGCAAUUUUCAUUUCCCUUCAGCUCGUUUUCUAUAUAAUUUUACCUUGAGCUUGAACUUUUUUCUGUACUUGUUGAUGGUUCAAAUUAAGGGGAGUCAGCUGUAGUUUAAAUCUUUAAUUUAUAAUAAAUUGUUAUUAUUAUUUAUUAAUUGAUUACAGCAUUAGUUAACAAAUUACUUGCUUUCUUAAUUUAUUGUAAUAGAUCAGUUCGAAGAACAGCUUCAUCCACAUGAAUUUAUUAGGAAUUUAGACUGUAAUAUUGUUUAAAUUCAAAUUACAGAAGUGUUGCAAGAAAAAUUAUUACAGUACUUUUGUAAUAUUUAAAUUCUCCCUAAAAACCUUUUGCUGCCCAUUGUACAAGUUAAGAACAGACUUCAUGUGAUGCAUUACAAAAUCAACUUGUCCGGGGCUAUCGGACAUGACUUUCUUCCACACUGCAGUUAUUAUGAUGUAAAAUGUGUGACAAGUGGAUGAACAUGUAAAAACCUGCUUAACGGAGAGAUUAGUUAGUAAGAUUAUUUCUCCCUUAUUUUUUCAGGCAAGAGGCAUUCAUGGAAAACUAUUUUACAAGCCAGAGAGACAACAUUUUCAGAAAUGUUGAAGUUCUAAUCUAUGUGUUUGAUGUAGAGAGUCGCGAGUUGGAGAAGGACAUGCAUUAUUAUCAGACUUGCUUAGAAGCAAUCCUUCAAAAUUCACCUGAUGCAAAGAUAUUUUGUCUAAUACACAAGAUGGAUUUGGUCCAAGAGGAUCAGAGAGACUUGGUGAGAUACUUUUUCUUUCUCUGUUAGUUCCACGGGUAUUAUAGUUGUAAAUUUUGCAAAGAAAACUUAUCUGUCUGAGGAAUAAACAGAUUUUAAAUGAAAUUUAAUAAUAAAAUUAUAAAAAAAUUAAUAAUAAUGAUUAUAAGUCAUUGGCAUAUACAUGUUUAGUGCAUGUGGCCUGAUAUUAACCCUUGUGACCAACAUCAAUUUUCUCCUAACGAUAUCCAUAGAUUGUCAAGAGCAAAGUCUAUGAGAAUUAAUAAAAUGAUCACAAAGAGAAAAAUCUUUGAUCUUUUAUCAAAUUCUCUCAACUAAUUCUUUAAGGAAAUGUAUAGAGAUAAGUCUGGAGAAUUUGUAUGUGGAUACUGGGGCUUAAAGGGUUAAAGCUGAUGUGGCAUCUUUUUAAGAAGAGCAGUGUAUGUAUAUGUUAUGGGUCAAAUUUGAUUUUAGGUUAGUUUAAUUUAACUAGGUUGAGUCUCUAUUUCCUUUGUUUCCUAGUCGUAACUCAUGAAAAAUUAGGGCUAGGAGUCGAAGGAAAUUGAGAAUCAACCUACAGCAGGUUAAAAAAAUUUAACCUGAAAUCAAAUUUAACCUGUAACAUAUACUUCAUUUUGUAUGAACGUGUGUGCCAAGCUACAUUAUUUCUUUUUGUAUCUGGCUCUCUCAUAACAGAUUUUCAGGGAGCGAGAAGAUGACCUGAAGAGACUCUCUAAGCCCCUCGAUUGCACCUGCUUUCGCACUUCAAUCUGGGAUGAAACACUCUACAAAGCUUGGUCAUCUAUUGUGUAUCAACUCAUUCCUAAUGUUACGCAGUUGGAGCAGAACCUUGAGAACUUUGCGUCCAUUAUUGAUGCUGACGAGGUUCUGCUAUUUGAGAGAGCCACAUUUCUUGUAAGUACUCUGUUUUUUGAUGUCCAAGCCAAUGAAAAUUAAACACAAGUCAGUGCCCCCCUCUCCCCCGACUCAAAAAAAUUGGGGAGCAAUGCUUGCCUGUUAAGAUAAUAGAAGGCUACCUGAAAAAUUGUGCUAAUUCUGGGAAAUUCAGAAUUCGAAAUUCCUUUUCAAACUGAAAAUCCAGAAAACUCAACAGAGAACCCUUACAAAAGGGCUGAAAAGUAACACGUACAAAAGUAUUUUAAUCUUCCUGUAAAUUUUGAGGCAAGAGACACAACAAUCACUGUCUGCUAAUAGUCAGCAACUUUGUACUCGCUCGCACUGAUCCUCUACACCAUUCCUGGCACUCUUAAAUGAUUACGAUGGGACUGAAGACUUUGUUUGUACAGAGCAGUGACUAAACUUGUAAAAGUCUGACUUUUUAUUUUGGUAUUAUUUUUCUUUUUUCUUUUCUUUGUUGUUCAUUUUAUUCAUCUAGUUUGUCUUGUUAUUCUUCUUGAUGUUAUUAGUGUAAGUGGCUGUGUUCCAAGCCUUAUCUUCUUUCUUGUUUUGUAAUUUAGGUUAUUGUCCUUCAGGUGUAUUGUAUUAUGUGAAAGUAUUGUAACAAAAGGAAGUCUGACUUGCUCAUCACUUUAUAUUAUUCUGUUUGUCAUCUCCAGGUUAUCUCUUACUGUCAGCGCAAAUCCCACAAAGAUGUACACAGAUUUGAAAAAAUAAGCAAUAUCAUCAAGCAAUUCAAACUCAGUUGCAGGUAAACAAAUGUCAGUCAUUUGAAAACAAGGAGAAAAUAAGUUGUUUGUUAUAUUGGAAAUAGUCAAACAGUUUGCAGAUACAUUACAUGUCCAUGAAGCUGAGCAGUUCGACUGUUGUAAAAUGAAAGUUACAUUAAAAAAGAAAAGGUAUUUUUAGCAGUUGGGGCCGGCGUACGUUAAUAUUAAUUUUAUUAUAACAUCAUGUGGAAACACUCUGUCAUCAGGAAUCCUAAUACCUAAUGUUAAAUACCAGGACUGUCAUUAAGUUUUAAGCAGCCCUAGCAAAUGAAGAUUGACCCGUAACAUCUCACAAAAAUCUUAAGCUUUCCACUUUGAUCACCCGCAACGCCAAGUGUGCUUAGCCAUAACAGGUGUUAUGGGUUACAACCCGUAAUGACAGCUCUGGAUACCAGAUCCCAUCCCUUCCUGUCUAAAGCCAGGGGAUGGGGUUCAAAUUUUCAUUGUACUCCAACCAAAAGGAGAUUGUGUACAUAGUAAAUUGUUAGUCUUUUUACUCAAUUUACUCUAUUUCUAUUUCUCCUGCCCUGCCAUCCGUUACAUUCUACUGGCUAUCCUCAUCCAAGCUCCAAAAGGUUCUAUGAUACACAAAUUUUCGUUGAAGCUCAGACUUGUUCUUUACUUUCAAGCUUUACUUGGCUGUAACUGUGCUAACCGUCUUUUCCAGCAAACUGCAUGCUCAUUUUCAAAGCAUGGAGGUACGGAAUUCAAGCUUUGGAGCAUUCAUUGAUGUCUUUACACCCAACACAUAUGUCAUGGUGAUCAUGUCUGAUUCAACAAUCCGUAAGUGCUAG
Molecule: messenger RNA, 4363 nt
Organism: Porites evermanni
Lineage: Eukaryota; Metazoa; Cnidaria; Anthozoa; Scleractinia; Poritidae
Source: the annotation of a GenBank genome assembly